CCUCAUUGGAAAGAGUGAACGAGUUUGGUGUUAAAUAGACCUUUCUGCCAGUAAUUCUGUGUCUUCUGCACAAUGUCUUUCCUGUGGCUGCUUUCCUGUGUUGCCUUCUUUAGUGCAGCCUACGGCUGUGGCGUUCCUGCCGUUCCUCCUGUUGUCAGUGGCUAUGCCCGUAUUGUGAACGGUGAGGAGGCAGUGCCUCACUCCUGGCCCUGGCAGGUCUCUCUGCAGGACUUCACUGGCUUCCACUUCUGCGGUGGCUCUCUGAUCAAUGAGUACUGGGUUGUGACCGCUGCUCACUGCAGUGUCAGAACUAGUCACCGUGUGAUUCUGGGAGAGCAUAACAAAGGAAGCGGCAACACCGAGGAGGACACGCAGACUAUGAAAGUAUCAAAAGUAUUCACCCAUCCUCAGUGGAACUCUAACACCAUAGAGAACGACAUUGCCUUGAUCAAGCUGACCGAACCCGCCUCCCUGAAUGCCCAUGUGUCCCCUGUUUGUCUUGCUGAGACUUCAGAUGAAUUUGCUCCUGGCAUGACCUGUGUAACAUCUGGCUGGGGAGUGACCAGAUACAAUGCUCUGUUCACCCCUAAUGAGCUUCAGCAGGUUGCUUUGCCUCUGUUGUCCAACGAGGGCUGUAAGAGCUACUGGGGAAGCAACAUCCGUGAUUCAAUGAUUUGUGCGGGUGCUGCUGGUGCCUCCUCCUGCAUGGGUGACUCGGGUGGUCCCCUGGUGUGUCAGAAGAGUAACGUCUGGACUCUGGUGGGUAUCGUGUCCUGGGGAAGCAGCCGUUGUGACACCAGCAUUCCUGGCGUGUAUGGCCGCGUCACCGAGCUCCGCGACUGGGUGGAUCAGAUUCUGGCUUCCAACUAAAGAAACAAUAUGUAUAGAUAUUACUUGACAUCACAGAAGAUCGUCCAUUUGAGACUGUGAACAGCGGUGAUUUUAUCACAUUGUUAAAACCAUCUUAAUUGUGGUAAAGCCACAGCUAUGAGAAGCUUAUUACUAUUAUAGAAGGUCUGCAACGGUUCAAUAAAUAUAUACAACAGGCA
Puntigrus tetrazona (Sumatra barb) is the source of this 1049-nucleotide messenger RNA. It is a transcript of the gene ctrb.3, whose product is annotated as chymotrypsinogen B, tandem duplicate 3. Lineage: Eukaryota; Metazoa; Chordata; Actinopteri; Cypriniformes; Cyprinidae. Gene Ontology annotation, molecular function: serine-type endopeptidase activity. The coding region runs from base 73 to 870 and encodes 265 amino acids. Gene Ontology annotation, biological process: proteolysis. The transcript has 7 exons. The record is from RefSeq and is a predicted model, not a curated record.